Leptopilina heterotoma is the source of this 2378-nucleotide messenger RNA. RefSeq names its product rac GTPase-activating protein 1-like. The transcript has 10 exons. The record is from RefSeq and is a predicted model, not a curated record. NCBI's taxonomy places the organism in Eukaryota, Metazoa, Arthropoda, Insecta, Hymenoptera, Figitidae. Bases 185 to 2080 code for a protein of 631 amino acids. Gene Ontology annotation, biological process: signal transduction.
UGCGGAAGAAAUUGCUUCCAAUAACUUUUCAGUAUUUCACAGUCUUUAUGGAAAUGUUCCUGUUUGAACCAUAAGAUCGUUAUGAAUGUAAACGAAGAGUGCGUUAUUUGACAUAAAAUUAUUUGUUUUAAAAUAAUUUUCUAAAUUGAAGCUUAAGUAAAAUAAGCUUUAAUUAGAAGUCACAAUGUCCACAUUGUCAGUAUUAGCCAGUUAUGAUGAAUUGGUUCGAUGUACAAAUACUCUGGUCAACGGAUCAUGUGAAGGAGAAUUUCUUCAGUUUGCAAUAAAUCAGGAGGAAAUGCGUCAAAAAUGGUUGACGUCUGUACAGGAAUGUCAACGAUUACACGCAGCUUUGGAAAAAUCACAUCAGGAAGCAUCAAUUCUUGAUAAAAUGUUGAGCCACGCAAGAAGAUUAUUAGACGAAGAGAAAAUGAAACGUAGACACGCCGAAGAUGAAAGAAAUUCUCUUGAAAGACAAAUAAAAUUAGCAAGAGAUCUCUUGUUCAAUGAUGGCGGAAGAAAUAUAAAUGAUGAAACUAGAGAAAAACUACAAUUUUUAAAUAAUGCGUCAAUGAAUGGAUUUCAUGGGAACGCGUACGGAAAGGAUUAUUAUACUGAUAGAUUAAACCCGAUAGCGGAGCUGGACUCCACUGCGUCAAUUUUAAGUGAUUUGAGUUGUUAUUCUAAGUCGGAGGACGAUUUAGACACGAGUUUUAUUCUUCAGCAGAGAAAUAAACGCGAAUGGAAAGAGCACAGACCUAGUGGGGACUACGGUUUAAAAAAGAGACGAAGUUCUUUGCAGAAAAUAGCAGAUCGCAAUAUUUCUGAUCGAUUGAUUGCCAAAACAAUUGUUUCGGUGAAUAGAGAUGGACCGAUAACAGCAACUUCUGUUAUUGAAACUAUUCCCGGCAAUGAAAAUAAGGAUCCUCAAACUCCUUUACAUAAUUUACGCGGUAGACAGAAAAGUAAUGAAAACAAAACGAAAAAUUCACCGAGUAAAAAGGAUAAUAGGAAUCCUCUUAAGUCUUCUGGAGAAAAUUCAUCGGAGUCUGAUUCUGAAAAUGUCUUUAAACCAAGUCCCAAUAUCGGUGGCUAUACUCUUAGUCCGAAAAUUACGAGGGGACACAAUUUUAAUGUUAAAACUGUCAUUAAGCCAGAAAUUUGUUCACAUUGUGGCAAAAGAAUUCGUUUUGGAAAAGUAGCAUUAAAAUGUAAAGACUGUCGUGCUAAUACUCACGUGGAAUGUAAAGAAUUUGUUCCACUUCCUUGUAUUCCAGCGGGAAAUACGCCCACAAUGAGAGGCGUUUCGGGCACAAUCGCGGACUAUACACCGAUGGUUCCUCCAAUGGUACCUUCAUUAGUGGUACAUUGCAUAAACGAAGUAGAACUUCGAGGAAUGAGCGAGCAAGGAUUGUACAGAGUUAGUGGCGGUUCCGCGGAAGUAAAAUUAUUAAAAGAAAGAUUUCUCAAAGGCAAAGGUGCGCCGAAUCUAUCGAAAGUUGACAUUGCGACAAUUUGCUCAACACUCAAGGACUUUCUCCGAUCUUUAAAAGAACCUAUAAUUACCGUUGGAUUAUGGGCAGAUUUCGUACGCGCUGUCGCUUUAUCAGAUAAACAGGAUUCGGACGCUGCGCUGUAUCAAGCGAUUUCGGAACUUCCACAACCGAAUCGUGACACUCUUGCUUUUCUAAUUUUACAUUUACAACGUGUAUCGAGCAGUCCUGAGUGUAAAAUGCCAAUUAGUAAUCUUGCCAAAGUUUUUGGUCCAACUUUAGUUGGUUACAGUUGUCAGGAACCGUCCGUCAUGUCGAUGCUCAGCGAAACAAAAAAUCAAGCUGCUAUCGUCGAAAGUUUGUUAAGAAUUCCUUCUGAUUAUUGGGCUAAUUUUGUGAAUUCGGAUAGUACUCAUGAAACUGGAACACCACAAACUGGAGAAUUGAGACACACGCCUUCAACUGAAUCACUAUUUAAACAUUCAACGUCUAGGGGAUUCUUUCAUACUCCAUUAAAUUCAAGUCGCUCGUUCCUGAGGAAGAAUAAAAAAUACUUCGUCACUCCAACAUCGAAGGAAAUCUUGUAAGAGACUGAUUAUUUAGCUGAAUAAUAUAUUUGGAUGAAUACAGUAUUUAUUUUUAUAUUGCAAAUUAAGUGCCUUGCACAAUUGACAAUAAUAGUUUUAAUUUCUUUUUUUUUACAAUCGUGCGAGUUGCUUAAAGAAAAAAAAAUGUAAGACGUGUAAAAACUGUUGAGUGAUACAAAAAUUUUGUAAGCAGUCAUUUUGAAAGAUUUCAGUUAGAUUUUUUUAUUCUAAGAGCAAUUAUAAUCUUGAAAUAAAUUUUGCGGAGAAAUAAAAUUAAUUUAAUAAUGUUAAAAAAUAA